Messenger RNA from Maniola jurtina (meadow brown), 7084 nucleotides. It is a transcript of the gene wake, whose product is annotated as ankyrin repeat and fibronectin type-III domain-containing protein 1. Gene Ontology annotation, biological process: establishment of mitotic spindle orientation; signal transduction; regulation of establishment of bipolar cell polarity. Gene Ontology annotation, molecular function: protein binding. The transcript is spliced from 16 exons. The record is from RefSeq and is a predicted model, not a curated record. Gene Ontology annotation, cellular component: spindle. Bases 658 to 4965 code for a protein of 1435 amino acids. Lineage: Eukaryota; Metazoa; Arthropoda; Insecta; Lepidoptera; Nymphalidae.
AGGUUCGUAUGCCCCAUUCAUUACUAUGCGACCGCAAAGGCCGUUGACUGUGGCCAUCCGCCAUAUUAAUAAUAACCGCCAUUUUGUUAUGUUGCCUAUACGCAGCGAAUGACAGCUUGUAAUUGUCUGAAAGUUGGCAAGCAUGGUGAAUCGCAGCCAACUUCACCCAACAACAGUUGUUUAUGCGAGUUGAGAACGUUAUAUUGUUUUGAAUGUUUGGUGUUCUAAUUUCAAAUAUAAAAUAGGUUUUAUCAAUGGAAUCGAUUAAUUUAAGAUGUGUUAUCGAUUCAUAUUGAUUAUUGUGUUGUAUUUGUGUUAUAUUUUGUAAUUGUGUUCGGACAAAGUGGUAAAAUAAAGCAACAGUGAAAGUGUGGUUAUGUUGACAGUUGGAUUGUUAGAUCUAAGGACACCUCAAAUCGUUUAUGUGACAGCCGCCUCCGCGGAAGGUAAGACCGGGUUCUGGGGGUCCGGGGUCGUGUGGAGCCCUACCAGAAGUUCGAUUGUCGUUGCCAGCAUUCAUCGGGCCGACGCCACUACGAGUGAACGUCGGAAAGAAAACGACUCACGUAACUAUCGUUCCACUGAAUAGCGUGCGCGUAGUCGAUCGUGACGUGCGAUGCCCAGGGCCCCGCGCGCCCCUCUUCCCCUCGUAGGGCUAUGGAGACCCUCCUCGAUAAGUUCAAGAGGGAGCAAGGAGGCCUACGACGUUCCCGAUCCGUCCGCGCUUCCCUACGACUGAUAGGCAACCGCUGGCGAGCGAAAGACGACGAAGCUACCGAACACGUAGACGGAAUCAAAGACGACGUCGUGCUGACGCAAAUCUUCAACGGAGAGAAGGAUUACAGCGUCGCGUACUCGGGCAUCGACGGCACCUACAAACCGAAGACACCCAACAUGGCAAAGCGGAAGCAGGAACUCUCGAAGCCGAGGAAGAAGAGCGGCGACAUCGACCUCACAUUGAAACCCCAACGACACAGGCGGGUGGAGAAGACUAAGUUCAGUGAUUUGUUUAACAAGAAGACAAAAAGUGCAUCCGCAAAAGAACUGCUAGUUCCAGAUAAGAUACCACCUAAAGCAGCGGCGAUAUUACACAUACACUCUCCCGUAAAGGAGACGAAGGAUAAGACAAAGAAAAGGUUGAAGGGUAUGGGUAAAUCGGAGAGUGCGAAUGUGAUAACGGGGCCCACCACACAGAGACGGACGCGAAGAGGCUCGGAAAGUGACAUGUGGGGAAGUCAGCCACGCGGUUGCGUGAAUCAAGCAUUUGUGUACAGUACCCCGCCGAAGGACAGGAAGCUUCCCAUAUCGCCGUCGUCCUACUUGAAGCUCCAGUACGGCGCGCUGCUGGACGGGUGCGGCGGGGAGCUGCCUUCGCUCAGCGCGUGCGCCCCCCUCCCGCCGCACCUCGACAAGGCGACGCGCAGGCAACAGAAAGAUGCGCGGGCGCAGCAAGACAAAAUCGCACAAGUUAACAUUCAUUUGCAGGCACUCUUCGCGGCAGUUGAACAUGGCUACAUUGACAAGGCAAGAAACAUCUUGGACUCGACCGAUGUCGACGUCAACAGCCUCAACCCAGACGGAUUAUCACCAUUGGACGUUGCGGUGCUGGCUUCCAAUCGGCAACUCGCCAGAAUGCUUAUGGAGUUUGGAGCGAAGGAAGGGACACAGUUCAAAACACCGGAAGCUCUAGGCUCACAUCUAAGAAGGCUGUCGCGGGAAGCAGAGUCACGGUUGCAUGAAGUUACUGGGUACAUACCUGAAAGAGCUUGUCGGGAAGAUGUUUGCAGGUCAGCUGCUGGUGGCCAGGCGGGCACUAUGGGAUGUGCUGGAGGUACGGGCUCCGAGAAAGACAAACAGACACAACAUUGGGAAAGAAGAGCCCGAACACUAAAACGCCUAGUCCAAGGUUGGCAGCAAGCCCGAGUGCCAACCAUAUUAUCAUCACCAGACCUUGAAGUAUGUGGUGCGCACUCCGUAACCGUACGCCUGAAGGAUCCACGCACCACACAACCAGCUCUACGAGACCCACCUAUCGUUACUAAGUAUAAAGUGGAGUGGUCAUCACGCGCAGACUUUUCAAACGUGUGUGGCUGCAGGGAAGUCACUGCUUCAGGAUCUAAUUGUACCCGUGUCCUGGUGGCGGGGCUGACGCGGGGAAGGAGGUAUUUCUUCAGAGCUUCUGCUGGCAAUGUGAAGGGCUGGGGACCUUUUACCGUUUCUGUACCUAGGAGUGUUGUGCCGAGCAGUUGGCAUGACGUAACCUCAAGAACCACGCGUGGUGAGCCCGGAGGGGCAGUGGCAGCGUUAGAGGCGUUAGCCAACGCCGCGGCCAGCGCGAGGCAACGACCGCCCGCGCAGCCUCCGCGACUGCCGAGGAAGAAGACUGCCACCAUCAGACAACUGUUCACAGCCGCUAGCAAGUUCCAGAAGAAUCUGAGGAGGGGCGUGUAUCUAGCGUGUAUCAUCUACCACGAGGACAAAGUGCUGGUCACCAGCGAGGAGUUCCUGCCGGUCAUCGAGGUGGACGAGACGUACCCCGCCUGUAUCUACACUGACUUCCACUGGCUCAUGAAGGUAUCAUGUUCAUGGGACGAAGUCAAAGGGCUUAGGUCGGAUAUGGAGAAGCAUACACCUUCAUCCAUACAUUUUAGGCUGAAGCUUUUAACUGCGGCGGCGCAGAUGCAAUCCGCACUCUGUAUACAGGAUUUAGGCCAACUAUACCACAAACCCCUUCGAGACGCACACGGCACAGUAGUGCUGUCCUGUGUGAACAUGAUCAAGUCGCCCAAAUCAGUGUCGGCGCUGAACUCGCGCUGGGUGCCGGUGUCCAAGCUCCGGCGGAGAGUGCUGAGUGAGGACAACACUAUGGGGGAACUGCUCAUGGCGUCUGUGCAUGAACAGAUUGCUUACCAUCAGGUUUCCCGACACCAAUUACCACGAGGGCUAUAUCUAGGUUACCUAAAACUGCAGUCGUCGGUAGAGGUUGUGAGAAUAGUAGCGCCCGCGCGGACGCCCAACGUCCCUCCACACACUCGCAUUAGAGACAAUCCACAUGUUUCAGCAGAAGAAUGGGAGUACCUAAAAUCUCAAUCUGGUAAAACAGAAGAAGCACAAUCGAUUAACAAUCUCGUACCAAUUGGCAUGAACGAGAAACCUUCAGAAUCUCAAGAGAUAUUCCUCGAACAGAUCGCCUCAGCUUCACGAAGACUCUUCAGAGACAUGGAGAUCCCUGAUGAAAGUGUGGUCACCCACCGAAUAUACGAUCUCGAAGUUAUAGAGUUGAACAAUGACGUCAGUUUCAUCAUGGUCUGUCCACCUGCAGAACAAGCCUGUUCCGUGCCGGGACAAAAAGAAAUCCUGCUCCAAAAAGGCGAUCUCCUCAGCCUCCCCAUUCAAGCUUUCGAAAUGAUCCACCUCCAAACGUACCAUACCAACAUUUUGAAUAAAUACUCCAAGUUAAGUUGUGUGUUAGAAUUAGACGUCGCUCUAGCAGCCCAUUCUCAAAGGGAAGCAUUCUCGUGCACGGAAUUACAAACUGCCAAAGAGAGGCUCACAAAACUAGAAGAUCUUCAAAACAAUUUGAACUUGGUGUGGAAAGCGGAACGCUGGUUGAUGGAUUUGAUAGUCUUCGCGAGAGACAAAGAUAAGUCCGGCCCGAGUUCAGGGAUAUUGCUCAAAUAUGUAUUAGACAAAACGCCGUCCAAAUGCGUCGAUCGAACUGAUAGCGAAAACUGUGAGAAAGACGCCAAUUUGAAAAUAGAUUUACUCCAAAUUCCCCCACGUGAAGGAAAAAUCACAAAAACAUCUCCGGGCAGAGGAUCCUGGCCCGGACCAGCCGGUAAUGGAAACCAUACGAAUUUGCAUCCAGAAUUCAGCAAAUCCGAGCAACAACUCAGUUUGGCUCCGCGUCAGACAUCAGUAUCGACGUUAAAUUUAAGCGCAUAUCAAUAUCUACCAUCCGAUCCAAAGUUUGCCAGAAAAGGCAGCGCCGAUUCCCAAUAUACCCAAUCGAGUGUAAUGAGCAAUAACUUUAUGAGUAGCAACUCACAGUUUGACAUCAAAUCUACUGGAUCUCACAUUAGCAUUAACAGCAGUUGCAGUCGCCUUCCACCAUCGCGAAGUGAGGACACAUUAGUGAUCCAAAACGAAAAUAUUGAACCCAAACCUCGUCCCCACAGUAUUAACACUAGCGUGUCUACCUCAUCGAGCCCACUUUUAACUGUCAAGGGAUUUUAUCCCGGGAGUAUGAUAAGCGUGAAAACUAUCAAGGGACACGUAUCGGAGUCCGUUCAGAGUCUGUCCAGUGAUUCAGAAAGCCAGAGCUGUCCAUUAACGACGGCAGUUCCUUUGAAAAUCCGUCCGCAACCGAAUCACAGAGGACAGUGCUCCGUCAUAGCCUCCAAGAGUAUGACGAACGUGAAAUCCUCAGAAGUAGACUUCACAGAUACUGGUCAAGAUUUGUUCAAUAUAGGCCAAAGUGCUAAACGUCAACCGUUGUUAGAAACGCAAGAAGACAUGGAGUUUAAUAAUAAGGUUCCAAAGACUGAUGAAAGACAUAGUGACAGCGAGGAACGUGGUGUCAAACUUCCUUCGGAGAAACGACAGACGGAACAAGCGGGUAUUUUACAGGUAUUUGCAGCGUACGAGACAGGACUAGCUGCGGGUACAUCACUAAAACUACACGUCACUCCCCGCACCUCAGCCCGCGAGGUCAUCGACUUAGUUGUCAAACAGCUCAACAUGGCUGCCGUCCUAAAAGGAAAAGCUGGACCAGUUUACGGUCCAGAGAAACUUCAAGAUUUCUGCUUAGUAGCAGUUAUAGGAGCUAGAGAAAGAUGCUUAAGAGAUGACUUUAGACCACUCCAGUUACAAAAUCCGUGGAGAAAGGGCCGUUUGUAUGUCAGGCUUAAGCAUGAUGUGCUGGCGGCUCUUCAGCAUUCUGCCAAACAACCAGCGUAUAUUUAAAAUUAGAACAUUAUAUUUUUAAGCCAGAGAUUAAAUAAUAGAUCUAUAUAGAUAAUAAUAAAUACAAUGAAAUUUUAUUUUUAUUUUCGUAUUGAGGUUCAUUAUCUCAGAGUAUAGUUUUUGGAAGUCCUAGAUGCUGACGAAUAAUUUUAUUAUUUUUUGGUGCCAAUUUAUUCUUAUUUUUGAUGCUUUAAGUAAUUAAGUAUUAUUCAAUAUUAUCUAAGUGAAAGUUGUGAGUAAAUAUAGGAAAUUACAGAAUGUUUGGUGCUUCUCAUUGUAAAAAGUGUAUGGAAUUACGUUCAAUGCGUAUUAUUAUAUUAUAUUUUUAGCACAGUUAUUAGUUUAUAUAAAACUAUUAGGUACCUAUGUAUAGAAGUUUAUCUAAAUAGAUUUUCCUCUCUCUAUCUUUGAAUCAACUAAAUUACUUUUAUUUACCUACUAUACCUACUUAAUACCUACCUGUAGUCUCUAGAAAUCUAAAGUACCGUUUACCUAGGUAGAUGGACCGUGUGUGUGCAUAUAAUUGUACUGUACGCACUAUUAUCUAAAUCUAAAAUCUUCUUAAAUGACCAUAAACAAUUUUUAAAACAUCAUAAUAGUAUAAUUAUUUUCUCUUCAUUACCCUCACAAAAAAGAUAUGCCCUUUUCUGGGCAAAAUGUGUUGCGAGCUUCAUUACUUUCAAUGAUAAUGAAUUUAACAUGAAAUCUGCAUUCUAUUAAAAAUGGAUAUUUAGGUAGGUAAGCAUAUUUUAUUUGGUAAAGCAAUCUUUUUCGCAAAACAUGUGCCUGAAUUAUUUCAAAGAAUAAAAUAUCAUCAUAUCUGUGAGGAAUACAGGGUUAACAACGAAAUGCAAGAUAUUUUAGGCCAAAACAUAGAUAAAAUUCAUAAAUUAUUAUUGCACUACGCAUGGUAGGUAUAUCAUUCUCUAAUACUCAGAAAAAUGGUCUUAAAUAACAAACAGUAAUCAGUAAUUCUGUGGCAAUCAGAAUUAUUUGUAUAAGUAUGUAAAAAAAUAUUUUCACUAAAAGUGUCAAGUAACUAAAUGUUUUGAAAAUACUGGCGUACCGCUUGACUGGAAUGGCUCGUGGGGAGGGCGCGGGUGACGUCACGUUGAAUUCUUCAGUUUUUAACCGACUUCAAAAAAAGGAGGAGGUUCUCAAUUCGUCGUAAUCUUUUUUUUAAUUUUUACAUCAACUGUCACUCUCCUACACCCUACUUCUCUUCUCAAGCCGUCUCAGUGAAACGAUAUACCUAUACCUACGUGUUUGUAGAUAUAAUAUUUCAUGUGAUUUUAUGAAUAAUUAUGCUGAAAGAGGAUUAAAAUACGUAUUUUGUAUAAUAUUAUACUUUCGGAAAUAUAUCUUUUGUUUUCGAAAUGAUGUAAUAAUAAAAUUGAUACCCACUUUAUUAGUUAUAAAAUUAGAUAUUUUGAUAUGUAAAAAGCCAUACACAGAAUACCAUUAAUUAGGAGUACUUAUUACCUAUAUUUAUAAUUUUAAAUACUUUAAUGAGGAAUGUCAAUCCAUACUAUAUUAUUAUACCUGUGUGAAUUAUGAUUUUAUUUUUAUAAAAUAUAUUUUUGAACAUAACAGUGUAAAUAAAGUAAUAUUGUAUUCUGUAUAAUUUAUGUUUCAAGUAAGUAGAUAUCUACUCGGCAAGUAUUUAUAGAAAUAUCAAAUUACAUAAAUAUCUACCUACCUACAAUUUAACAAACUUAAAUCAGAUUUGAAUGACUUUUUAAAAUAAUUACUGUAAAAAGAAGAGAAGUAAAAUUAUUGCUGUAGUUUUGCUGUAUAGAAACAAAUAUAGACAAAAUAUAGUUGUUAUAAUAUUAUUUAGUUAGUACAUUAAAAAACAUUAUUGUGAAAAAUUAAUCAACGAUUCGAGCCAUAUUUACUUACGGAUUGCAAUUAUUAUUAUUACAAUAAAGCCUAACUGAAUGUCUUAUGAUGAUUAGUAUAUAUUAUUAUAAUUAUUGAUGAAAUGUGUUUUAUUUGUAGAUUAUUUUAAUACUGUUUAGGUAAUCAGUAAUUCACCCUUAUUCGUGGUGUUGUACAUUAGAAAUUAUAGAAGUGGGAGUAUAAAAUUAUGCACAAAAAUAAAUGUAUUUGAAAUCUG